This is a messenger RNA of Nyctereutes procyonoides (raccoon dog), 2871 nucleotides long. It is a transcript of the gene ZFR2, whose product is annotated as zinc finger RNA binding protein 2. The transcript has 18 exons. The record is from RefSeq and is a predicted model, not a curated record. Lineage: Eukaryota; Metazoa; Chordata; Mammalia; Carnivora; Canidae. Gene Ontology annotation, cellular component: precatalytic spliceosome. Gene Ontology annotation, molecular function: zinc ion binding; double-stranded RNA binding; single-stranded RNA binding. The coding region runs from base 1 to 2760 and encodes 919 amino acids.
AUGACCCCACCGUUCCCUGCAGCCACCCAGCCACCCGGGCCUGUCACCCCAGCGGGAUAUGGCGGGUACCAGCUCCACUCUAGCCAGCCCCAGGAGCCCGCCCUGGCACCCACCAUGGCCUCCUCCUACCAGGACAGUUACCGCUACGGACCGUCGGCAGGUGCCAGUAGCUACGGUAGCUACGAGGACGGACAGUGUCACUUGCCUGCCUCCAGCCAGCCGCAGCUCCCAGCCACCGCCACGCUCUGCCAGCCAGGGACUAAAGGAACUUCCAUCCAGCCCAGCGGAGGGGACAGCCAAGCCCUACAACCAGCGGCCAUGGCCAAGGCAGGGCAGCCACCCGGCACCCUGGCCUCGAGCUGCAUGGAGAACUACACCUACCCGCUGGCGACCAGCACUCUGCCCGAGUCCUCUGUCUCUGCCCUGCCUUCCUACACCCCGACCUCCUACAGCCCCACCUCUGCCCCGGACACAGGACCAAGCUACCUGGGCUAUGAAGCAGCGGUGCACUCGGCGGCUGGUCCUCACUGCCCCCCACUGCCACCCCUCCCAUUCCCGGAGCCCCCAGGCUCCCUGUGGGGCGGCUCAGGGAGCAGUCCCAGUGCCAGUUCUGCCGGCAGCUUCUCUGGGAAGCUACUGGCUCCCCCCAAACUGCCGAAACCUAAGGGCGGCCCCAGGGAGCCCCCGCUUCACUACUGUGACAUCUGCAAGAUCAGCUGCGCUGGUCCUCAGACUUACCGCGAGCACCUGGAGGGACAGAAGCACAAAAAGAGAGAGGCGGCCCAGAAGGCGGGCACGCAGCCCAACGGCAUCCCGUGCGGGGUGCAGGCACAGCUGCGCUGCAGCCUCUGUGCCGUGUCAUGCACGGGGGCAGAAGCCUACGCUGCUCACAUCCGGGGGGCCAGGCACCAGAAGGUCCUCAAGCUGCACACUCAGCUGGGGAAGCCCAUCCCUGCCAUAGAACCAGUGCCAGGGGACUCCAGCUCGGCCCAGGCCACCUGUACCAGCAAGCCAGCCCCCCUCACCACGGAGAGUCCUUCCACGGCCUCUGCCAAGCCCACAGCCCCUGCUGGCCCCAGCAUGUGCACCCUGAGCAAGCCAGCAAUAGCCAAGAGACCAGCUUUGAAGGCCACGUGUGUGGGGCCUUCCAAGCCGCAGGCAGCAGGCAGCAGACCCCCAGUGGGCAAGCGGGCACACCCCAUACCAGACAGGCCUGGAAAUCCACCCACCCGAGGAGGCUCUGCAGAAGCUUCUGGAAGCUGUGAGGCGCAGCCAGUGGGCCCAGGCUACGUGGAAGAGGUGUGCAAUGAGGAAGGCAAGGUGAUCCGGUUCCACUGCAGGCUGUGUGAGUGCAGUUUUGGCGACCCCACGGCCAGGGACACACAUGUGCGGGGACGGCGACAUCGGCUGCAGUACAAGAAAAAAGUGAACCCCGACCUUCCGAUUGCACUGAAGCCCAGCCACAGAACCCAGAAGCUCCUGGAGGCCAGGCUGAGGAAGCAGAGGCAGCUGACCAAGAAGCGGCUUGAGGAGAUGCGACGCUGGCGCCACGAGCUGUGCAGGAGACGCCUGGAGGAGGGGCCCCAGGCCCAGGAUGAGCACCCUGGACCCCCAUCACCUGACCAGCACCCUCCUUCCCUCAAGAGCAGGCCAGGGGCGCCUGCCGGCUCAGCUCUGUCCACGUGGCGGGAGACCAGCGAUGACCGGCACAUCCUGUGUAAGCACGCCGCCAUCUACCCCACGGAGGAGGAGCUCCUGGCCGUCCAGAAGGCCGUCUCCCACUCGGAGCGCGCCCUCAAGCUGGUGUCUGACACGCUGGCCAAGGACAGCUCCCAGAGCCCGGAGCAUGCGGGUGGUGAGCACAGCGGCGGCUCCUCCUCAGCUCGGGUCCUGAAGGGCGUGAUGCGGGUUGGCCUCCUGGCAAAGGGCCUCCUCUUGCGGGGAGACAGGACGGUGCAGCUGACCCUGCUCUGCUCGCAGAAGCCCACUCGCGCCUUGCUGCGGAGAAUCUCGGAGCAGCUGCCCCGCCAGAUCCCGAUGGUGACAGAAGAUAAGUAUGAGGUCUCCUCUGACUCUGAAGACAGCGUCAUCAUUUCCUCCUGUGAGGAGCCCAGGAUGAAGGUCACUGUGUGUGUCACCUCGCCCCUGAUGCGGGAGGACUCCUCCGUGGACCAAGAAGGAGUGCAGGUGCCUCAGCCCAACCCCGACGACGUCCUGAGCCCAGAGAAGUGCCUGCAGUCACUGGCUGCCCUCCGCCACGCCAAGUGGUUCCAGGCUCGAGCCAGCGGCCUGCAGUCGUGUGUGAUCGUCCUCAGGGUCCUUCGUGACCUCUGCCAGCGUGUGCCCACGUGGGGCGCCCUGCCAGACUGGGCCCUGGAGCUGCUGGUGGAGAAGGCUCUGAGCAGCGCAUGUGGGCACCUGAGCCCUGGGGACGGCAUGAGGCGUGUCCUGGAGUGUGUGGCCUCGGGGACACUCCUGCCAGAUGGGCCUGGGCUCCAGGAUCCCUGCGAGAGAGACCAGAGGGACACCCUCGAGUCCAUGACCCCCCAGCAGCGCGAGGACCUCACGGCCACUGCCCAGCACGCCCUGCGCCUGUUGGCCUUCCGGCAGAUCCACACGAUCCUGGGCAUGGAGCCGCUGCCACCCCCCAGGAGCAGGCCAGGGCCGCGCUUCCGGAAGAGGCUGCGGGAGGAGGUUGUGGCCUCGGAGUGCGAAGUCCAGAGGAAGCAGGGCGGGCAGGGCAGAGAGGGACCUGCGUGAGCAGCCUCACCCCUGCGAGUGACAUGACACAUGUCCCCGCAGCCGGAGGACAGUCGUGUUUUCCUUUCCAGAAACGCUCCGUGGGUUUCUUUAAAAACAGUUGUGCUUAGA